AUGGGAUGGGAUUUCAGAGCCGUGAAUUUACAGCAAGUCAGCCAGGCUGCAGUUGAACUCGUUGUCGUCGCUGUCCUGAGCCCACCCGAGGUGGUGGUGCUGGUCAUGCUGCUGGUUGACGAUGCACUCACAGUGGUUGAAGUGGCAGUGACGGAGGAAGAUGAAGAGCUGGAUGUAGAUGUAGUCGAGCUCGUGCUUGUACUUGAUGACGAAGAAGUUGAGCUGGACGUGACAGUGGUAGAACUGCUUGUUGUGGAGGUGCUGGUCGUGGUCGUGGACGUCGUUGUGGAAACGGUUGAGCUUGUAGUAGUGGUUGAGGAAACGGUGCUGGUCGAAGACGUUGUGGACGUGAGAGUUGCUGUGGUAGAGGAAGUGGUUGAGCUGGAGGUGGAAGUGCUAGUGGACGACGCCGUUGUGGACGUUGUACUCGUGAUCGAUGUGCUGGUAGAACUGCUGCUGCUCGAAGUCGACGAUGUGCUUGUGCUUGUGACUGUCGUUGUUGAAGUGGACGUGACGGUGGUGCUUGUAGUAGUAGAAGAGGUUGUUGAAACUGUGCUUGACGUUGUUGAUGUAAGGGUUGUUGAACUUGUUGUAGCUGUUGUGCUGGUUGACGAUGUUGAACUGCUACUGCUGGACGUGGAAGUCGUGGAGCUGGAGCUUGUAGAGGUCGAGGUCGUGCUAGUACUUGAUGAGCUCGUGGAGCUUGUCGAGCUCGAGCUGGUGGACGUAGUAGUGAUGGACGUGCUGCUGGAGCUGCUGCUCGUCGAAGAAGUGGUGGUCGAGGAUGAUGAUGUACUUGUGCUGGUGCUGCUAGUGCUACUCGUGCUUGUGCUGGAAGUCGAACUUGACGAGGUGCUAGUUGUGGAUGUUGUGGUGAUGGUUGUGCUGCUAGAUGACGUGGAUGUGCUGGAACUGCUCGUGGACGAAGUAGAUGUUGACGACGUGGAGGUUGAGGAGGUUGAUGUCGUAGUGAUCGAUGUCGAAGAGCUGCUGGUGCUGGAAGACGAAGAUGUCGUGCUCGUAGUGGACGUGGAGGAUGAUGUUGUUGAGCUUGAUGACGUACUCGUGGUCGACGUUGUGGUGAUACUGGUAGAUGAAGUAGACGUCGAUGUCGAGCUUGUGCUCGUACUGGAGGAAGACGUCGAACUUGUACUUGUUGAAGAGCUGCUCGUGCUUGUAGUCGAAGUGGAACUGCUGGAGGUCGAUGUACUUGUCGAACUUGUGGAGGAAGUUGAUGAAGAAGAACUUGAUGUUGAUGAGGUCGACGUGCUGGUCGUCGAUGUGCUACUGGAUGAUGUUGAUGUGCUGCUUGUUGUCGAGCUGGACGUUGAUGUCGUAGUGGAAGAUGUUGUGGACGUUGAGGUGCUUGUUGAUGACGUGCUGGUUGACGAGGUUGAGGUAGAAGUGGAGGAUGUGGAUGAGGUGGAGGUGGAACUGGAACUUGUCGAUGUUGAGGAUGUGCUGCUGGAAGAGGUGGACGUGGACGAAGUUGAGGUAGAAGUGGUUGACGUCGUGCUAGUGCUCGUAGAGGAUGUGCUCGUGCUGCUGGUGGAGGUUGAAGAUGUUGAGCUGGACGACGUGGAUGUGCUAGUGCUGCUGGUGGAACUUGAAGACGUGGAUGUCGAAGACGUGCUGCUGGAAGACGUGGACGUGGAAGACGUCGAGCUGGACGACGUUGAUGACGUGGUGGUGCUUGUAGAUGAUGUGCUCGUGCUGCUGGAAGACGUUGAAGUUGUUGAGCUGGACGACGUGGAUGUGCUAGUGCUGCUGGUGGAACUAGAAGACGUGGAUGUCGAAGAUGUGCUGCUGGAAGAUGUGGACGUGGAAGACGUCGAGCUGGACGAUGUUGAUGAGGUGGUGGUGCUGGUAGAAGAUGAGCUCGUGCUGCUGGAAGAGGUUGAAGUUGUUGAGCUGGACGUCGAGGAUGUUGAUGAAGUUGAAGAUGAGGUGCUCGAAGUGGAUGUAGAUGUAGUGCUUGUGCUCGAAGAUGUCGUGCUUGUGGACGAAGUGGACGAUGACGACGUUGAUGAGGUUGACGUGCUGGAAGAGGAUGUACUGCUUGACGAAGUCGUCGUACUGCUCGUUGAAGUAGAUGUCGUGCUGCUAGUGGAAGUGGAGGAGGAGGAUGAGGUUGUUGAAGUGGUGGUAGAUGAUGUUGAAGAGGUGCUCGUGGAUGAUGUUGUACUUGUAGAAGUACUCGUGGAGGUGGUACUAGUUGACGAUGUGCUACUGCUACUGGUCGAAGACGAAGUCGUAGAAGUCGAAGUAGAAGUUGUCGACGACGACGAGGUGCUAGUCGAUGUACUUGAAGUUGAUGUGGUGCUUGAGGUGCUGCUUGUGGAUGUGGAUGACGAGGUAGUGCUACUGGAAGUGCUCGAUGUACUGCUCGUGGAAGAAGUCGAAGUAGAUGUAGUGCUGCUGGUAGUGCUGCUCGAGGAAGUCGAGGUUGACGACGUACUGCUUGAUGACGUUGUAGUCGUAGAUGUGCUUGAGGUGCUGCUACUGGUGGAGGAUGUACUGGUACUGCUGGUGGAGGUAGAAGAGCUUGUGGAAGUUGUUGAGGAAGUUGUGGAAGACGUGGUGGUCGAUGACGUCGUGCUGGAUGACGUGGACGUCGAGCUGCUGCUAGUCGAAGAAGUGCUCGUUGACGAUGUCGAUGAUGACGAGGUCGAUGUCGAUGACGACGACGUGCUGGAUGUGGACGUUGAAGUCGACGAGGUUGAUGUCGUACUGCUGCUUGUGGUGGAUGUGCUCGUAGAGGAAGUACUGCUCGAAGAAGUGCUGGUGCUGGUGGUUGACGUAGAUGAAGAUGAGGUGGAGGUUGAAGAUGUGCUUGAUGAGGAUGUUGAGGUCGAUGAAGUCGACGAGGUGCUGCUGCUUGUCGAGGAAGUACUUGUGGAUGAUGUACUGGUGCUGCUGGUGGAAGUAGAUGAGCUUGAUGUGGAUGUUGACGAUGUGCUUGAGGAAGAUGUUGAAGUUGACGAAGUCGAUGAGGUACUGCUGCUUGUGGAUGUUGUACUUGUAGAUGAAGUGCUGGUGCUACUUGUGGACGUAGAAGAGCUGGAUGUCGACGUUGACGACGUGCUCGAAGAAGACGUCGAUGUGGAAGAAGUCGACGUCGUACUGCUGCUUGUCGAGGAAGUUGUGCUCGUGGAUGAAGUGCUGGUGCUCGUCGUCGAAGUAGAAGAGCUUGACGUGGAUGUUGACGAGGUACUCGAGGAGGAUGUUGAGGUUGACGAAGUCGACGUCGUACUGCUGCUUGUGGAGGACGUGCUCGUAGAGGAAGUGCUGGUGCUGGUGGUUGACGUAGAUGAAGAUGAGGUGGAGGUUGAAGAUGUGCUUGAUGAGGAUGUUGAGGUCGAUGAAGUCGACGAGGUGCUGCUGCUUGUCGAGGAAGUACUUGUGGAUGAUGUACUGGUGCUGCUGGUGGAAGUAGAUGAGCUUGAUGUGGAUGUUGACGAUGUGCUUGAGGAAGAUGUUGAAGUUGACGAAGUCGAUGAGGUACUGCUGCUUGUGGAUGUUGUACUUGUAGAUGAAGUGCUGGUGCUACUUGUGGACGUAGAAGAGCUGGAUGUCGACGUUGACGACGUGCUCGAAGAAGAUGUCGAUGUGGAAGAAGUCGACGUCGUGCUGCUGCUUGUCGAGGAAGUUGUGCUCGUGGAUGAAGUGCUGGUGCUCGUCGUCGAUGUAGAAGAGCUUGAUGUGGAUGUUGACGAGGUACUCGAGGAGGAUGUUGAGGUUGACGAAGUCGACGUCGUACUGCUGCUUGUGGAGGACGUGCUUGUCGAGGAAGUGCUGGUGCUGGUGGUUGACGUAGAUGAAGAUGACGUGGAGGUUGAAGAUGUGCUUGAUGAGGAUGUUGAGGUCGAUGAAGUCGACGAUGUGCUGCUGCUUGUGGAGGUAGUGCUUGUGGAUGAUGUACUGGUGCUGCUGGUGGAAGUAGAUGAGCUUGAUGUGGAUGUUGACGAUGUGCUUGAGGAAGAUGUUGAAGUUGACGAAGUCGAUGAGGUACUGCUGCUUGUGGAUGUUGUACUUGUAGAUGAAGUGCUGGUGCUACUUGUGGACGUAGAAGAGCUGGAUGUCGACGUUGACGACGUGCUCGAAGAAGACGUCGAUGUGGAAGAAGUCGACGUCGUACUGCUGCUUGUCGAGGAGGUGCUUGUAGACGAUGUGCUGGUACUGCUAGUGGAAGUGGACGAAGUUGAGGUAGAUGAGCUCGAUGUUGAUGUUGAGGAUGUGCUCGACGAGGAUGUGGAUGUCGACGAGGUCGACGUGCUACUAGUGCUUGUGGAGGUUGUGCUCGUGGAUGAAGUGCUGGUGCUCGUCGUCGAUGUAGAAGAGCUUGACGUGGAUGUUGACGAGGUACUCGAGGAGGAUGUUGAGGUUGACGAAGUCGACGUCGUACUGCUGCUUGUGGAGGAAGUGCUUGUAGAGGAAGUGCUGGUGCUGGUGGUUGACGUAGAUGAAGACGAGGUGGAGGUUGAAGAUGUGCUUGAUGAGGAUGUUGAGGUCGAUGAAGUCGACGAAGUGCUGCUGCUUGUCGAGGAAGUACUGGUGCUGCUCGUGGAAGUAGAUGAGCUUGAUGUGGAUGUUGACGAUGUGCUUGAGGAAGAUGUUGAAGUUGACGAAGUCGAUGAGGUACUGCUGCUUGUGGAUGUUGUACUUGUAGAUGAGGUGCUGGUGCUGCUUGUGGAUGUAGAAGAGCUGGAUGUCGAUGUUGACGACGUGCUUGAAGAAGAUGUCGAUGUCGAAGAAGUCGACGUCGUACUGCUGCUUGUCGAGGAAGUGCUUGUAGAAGAUGUGCUGGUACUGCUGGUGGAAGUGGACGACGUUGAGGUAGAUGAGCUCGAUGUUGAUGUUGAGGAUGUGCUCGAUGAGGAUGUGGAUGUCGACGAGGUCGACGUGCUACUAGUGCUUGUGGAGGUUGUGCUGCUGGAUGAAGUGCUGGUGCUCGUCGUCGAAGUAGAAGAGCUUGACGUGGAUGUUGACGAGGUACUCGAGGAGGAUGUUGAGGUUGACGAAGUCGACGUCGUACUGCUGCUUGUGGAGGACGUGCUUGUCGAGGAAGUGCUGGUGCUGGUGGUUGACGUAGAUGAAGAUGAGGUGGAGGUUGAAGAUGUGCUUGAUGAGGAUGUUGAAGUCGAUGAAGUCGACGAAGUGCUGCUGCUUGUGGAGGUAGUGCUUGUGGAUGAUGUACUGGUGCUGCUGGUGGAAGUAGAUGAGCUUGAUGUGGAUGUUGACGAUGUGCUUGAGGAAGAUGUUGAAGUUGACGAAGUCGAUGAGGUACUGCUGCUUGUGGACGUUGUACUUGUAGAUGAGGUGCUGGUGCUGCUUGUGGAUGUAGACGAGCUUGACGUCGAUGUUGAAGAUGUGGAAGUGGACGACGAUGUUGUGGUACUGCUGCUGGUUGAUGAAGUGCUGGUAGAGGACGUACUAGAACUACUUGUGGAUGUGGAAGAUGUUGAUGUAGAUGUUGAGGAUGUGCUUGACGAGGAAGUUGAGCUUGACGUCGUUGACGUAGUACUGCUACUUGUCGAUGAUGUGGACGUAGUUGACGUGCUUGUACUGCUGGUAGACGUAGAAGAGCUUGAGGUGGACGUUGAUGAUGUGCUGGAGGAAGAUGUAGAUGUCGAUGAAGUGGAAGUGCUACUGCUGCUUGUUGAUGUUGUGCUGGUGGAUGAAGUGCUCGUGCUCGUUGUAGAAGUAGAAGAUGUUGAUGUGGAUGUUGACGACGUGCUUGAGGAAGAUGUUGAGGUUGACGACGUCGAUGAGGUACUGCUGCUUGUGGAUGUUGUGCUUGUAGAUGAAGUGCUGGUACUGCUGGUGGAUGUGGACGAAGUUGAUGUAGAUGUGCUCGAUGUUGAUGUUGAGGAUGUGCUUGAUGAGGAUGUGGAUGUUGACGAGGUCGACGUGCUACUAGUGCUUGUGGAGGUUGUGCUGCUGGAUGAAGUGCUGGUGCUCGUCGUCGAUGUAGAAGAGCUUGACGUGGAUGUUGACGAGGUACUCGAGGAGGAUGUUGAGGUUGACGAAGUCGACGUCGUACUGCUGCUUGUCGAGGAUGUGCUCGUAGAGGAAGUGCUGGUGCUGGUGGUUGACGUAGAUGAAGAUGAUGUGGAGGUUGAGGUUGUGCUUGAUGAAGAUGUUGAGGUCGAUGAAGUCGACGAUGUGCUGCUGCUUGUGGAGGUAGUGCUUGUGGAUGAUGUACUGGUGCUGCUGGUGGAAGUAGAUGAGCUUGAUGUGGAUGUUGACGAAGUCGAUGAUGACGAAGUCGACGUGGUGCUACUGCUUGUAGAAGACGUGCUCGUCGAUGAGGUGCUUGUGCUGCUCGUGGAGGUGGUAGAGCUAGAUGUUGAUGUUGAGGAUGUGGUUGAUGAAGAUGUUGAUGUAGAAGAAGAUGUUGUAGUGCUGCUGCUUGUAGAUGAUGAGGUAGUGCUGCUCGUGGACGUAGACGAGCUAGAUGUAGAUGUCGAAGAUGUGCUUGUUGUGGAAGAAGUUGUUGAAGAAGUCGAAGUAGAGCUGCUUGUUGAGGUGCUUGUGCUAGAUGUUGACGAAGAAGAAGUUGAGGUGCUUGUGGACGACGAAGUUGUGGACGAUGUCGACGUCGUGCUGCUGCUACUCGUGCUGCUGCUAGUUGUGCUGCUGCUAGUUGAUGAUGUGCUCGUGCUAGUACUUGAUGUCGAUGAGGAUGUUGUGGAUGUGGAUGAAGUGCUUGUGGACGAUGUUGAGGAGGAUGACGUCGAAGUCGACGAGGAAGUUGUUGACGUCGUCGAAGUACUGCUGCUGCUGGUCGAAGAUGUACUUGUUGAUGAUGAUGUGCUGCUGCUUGUAGAAGUGGAUGAAGUCGAUGUGCUCGUGGUAGACGAGGAAGUCGAAGAUGUGGAAGUUGUACUGCUGCUUGUAGACGAAGUGCUUGUGGAUGAACUGCUUGUGCUGCUUGAUGUUGUCGAGGAAGUUGAUGUGGAGCUUGUCGUUGUCGAUGACGUACUGCUGCUGCUGCUUGUAGUAGAAGUGGACGUGGAAGAAGUGGUGCUGGACGAUGUCGAAGAAGUGCUGCUGGUGCUGCUGCUUGUUGAGGUUGAAGAAGUGCUGCUGGUCGAGGAGGUGGUUGAGGUUGAUGUCGUUGAGGUUGACGUCGUGCCUUGGCUCGAUUGCGAAAUGUGCUUUUCAUUACACAGCUGCUACAACGGACUCACCGAUCAGAAAUCCUGCUGA
Messenger RNA from Symbiodinium sp. CCMP2592, 7212 nucleotides. The record is from the annotation of a GenBank genome assembly. Lineage: Eukaryota; Dinophyceae; Suessiales; Symbiodiniaceae.